UUUAUCUCCCUUUAAGAUAUGUUUUAUUUACUUCCUCCUCACCCUUAAACUUUGAGAAAAGAUACCCGGGCUAUGGAGGUUCCAGGGAAGAAACUGCAGGCAGGGCCGUCUGCAGAGGACACAACCUACUGCCAGCCUUGUGAACAAGAUGACGAAAUCCUCCCUGCUGAGGUUUACUGUACCGUCUGCAAAGAGUUCCUCUGCUCUAGUUGCGCAAGUGUCCAUAGAAAACUCAAAAUGUCUAGAUCGCAUUUCCUUCUUGACAAAUCAAAUAUGCCUACAUCUAUCGGUGACCAUGGAGUUGAAUAUGAAUGCACAGAGCCUUGUGAUAUCCAUCCGAAAGAGUCUAUCAAAUACUUUUGCAGCUCCCAUCAGACCCUCAUUUGUGGACACUGUGCAGUACAAAACCAUCGAUCGUGUCAUGCUGAUGUCAUAUCAGAUAUAUCCAAAGCCUUCAAAGAUGGAAAAGAGUAUGGGGAUGUUAUGAAAACAACUGCCAGGUUAUUUGAAGACAUAAAUUUAUUCGCGUCUGAUGUAGAGAAAAACGUUGACGUUGUAGCAAAGUUAUGUGAAAAUGAAGUUGACAAGCUGAGAAGAUACCGAGAGGAAGUAAACAAGUUUGUUGAAGAAAGAGAACAGGCACUGUUAAAGCUUAUAGAGAAGAUGAAAAACAUGGACGAAGAACUACUAGGGUCUCUGAAACCGAAAUAUACAAACUUGAAGUCCAAGCUGGAAGAAAUAAAUAUCACACUCGAAGCACAAGGAAAUAACAUGAUACAAUUGUUCAUUGAAACCAAAAGGGUCAAGAAACUACUAGAGGGCCUGCAGAAUGAGCUUGCUGACAUUAAAAAGGAAAACGUAAUUCACCACUAUGAAUUCAGAAAGGAUCCAGCCACAGAGCGUCUUAUUGCAUCUGACACUGGCCUUGGGACAUUAGAAAACAUUAUGACUGAAAACACAACCACAUCAGCAGAGAGCGACCAUGGCACAACAGGACUCACAGUUCAGAGAGAUGGGCAAAUGAAAACCAUUGUAGCUGCCGAACACACAGUGACUCAGACUACUGACAAGCCUGUAUUACGGUUAACACCAGCUAUGGACAUUCCAAUGAAGUCUCCAACUGACAAGAUGGAAUGCAGCCUGUCUGGCAUGCUCCAGCUUGCCGGGUCCAGACUGCUGAUGACUGACUUUUACAACAACAAAGUCAAGGUGGUGGAUAUGCAGACCAACAGCCUGGUCUCCCAGAUCAGUGUACCGGGUCAGCCAUGGGAAACAUGUCAUCUUCCCGGUGACAGGGUGGCUGUUACUUUGUCCUUUAAAGGUAUUCAGUUCCUGAAGACUCGAGGUAAACUCGUUCUUGGUGACCAUAUUAAUGUGCAUGGUGACCUCCGAGGUAUUGCUUACCAUGAAGAUAGGUUGAUAGUAUCCCACUGCAAUGGCGUGUUAGAGGUACUGAAUCUGAAAGGGCAUUCUAUAAGACGGAUAUUUGCGGAUGGAAAUGGACCUUUCUUCAAAUUUCCUCUCUACUUAACAGUGGUGUGUGAAGGUUCGACUGCUUUCAUCUACGUAUCAGACAUUAGCAGGAACACGAUCACAAAGCUCAAUAUGAAUCUAAACAUCGUCAAGAGGUUGCAGGACCCUGCAUUGAAAGAACCAAGAGGUAUCACUGCACUCGAUGACCAACUGUUAAUCUCUGGUUGUGAAAGUAGCACCAUUAUGAUACUUGAUUUGUCCACUUAUCAGAUGACACAACUGAUGGGGGAGAAGGAGGGGAUACGAAAACCACUGUUCGCCUACUACUCACAGCAACAAAGCAUACUUCUUGUCGCGGAAACCAAUAACAAUUCAUUAAAGGUGUACAGUACAAUUGAAUAAUGUUAUUUGUAUUGAACACCGGAUCGUUUUAGUUUUUAGUAAAGAACACUUACUCAUUUUUAUUUGAUGAUUUUGCUUUAUUUGCAUUCAAAGGAUUUAUAUUCUAACAGAAAUGUAUGCUACUUUAUGUGCAUAUAAGUUAAUUUCUUUACGCUGCAAUUAAUUACCUGAAAAAUGAUUAUCAGUAUAUGUUUAUUUCUUAAUUGUAUUGGAAGCAAUUGUGAUGAUUUGUUUUUAAUCAACCAAAGAUGAACCAUCCACAUUCAAUGUAUGAUAUUGUACCAUGUUUUCGCUGUCCGUUUUUGUAUUUUCCUUUGUCAUUAGCAUCUCCUUUAAUAUUAGUCUUAACUUUAAAUAUCUAAAAUCUGUAGAAACAACACUGAUACUAACAUAAUAAUUUUCAUUUCUUUCAGAGUUUUAAUAUACAUUAAAAUAAAAAGG
This is a messenger RNA of Mya arenaria, 2316 nucleotides long. RefSeq lists its product as uncharacterized. The record is from RefSeq and is a predicted model, not a curated record. Gene Ontology annotation, cellular component: nucleoplasm; chromatin. NCBI's taxonomy places the organism in Eukaryota, Metazoa, Mollusca, Bivalvia, Myida, Myidae. Gene Ontology annotation, biological process: positive regulation of DNA-templated transcription. Gene Ontology annotation, molecular function: zinc ion binding; protein binding; ubiquitin-protein transferase activity. The transcript has 4 exons. The coding region runs from base 73 to 1875 and encodes 600 amino acids.